UGAAUGAAUUCAAAUGGAUUAAAUUGUUGUCACUGAUGAUACUGAUGCUUCAGUUUACAGCAACAACUGGACAACGUUCAUCUGUCACUGUCAGAGUUGGACAUGACGUCACUUUGUCUUGUGGAAAUGUAAGAGAUGGACAGAAGAACUGUGACAGUACUGACUGGUACUUCAAUGGUUUAAGAGACAGAACAACAGUAGAGCUGGUUGAACAUGGACAGAUCAGAUCUAAACCAGACAGACGGAGAGUUACAACAAACUGUUCUCUGGUUAUAAAGAAGGUCACAGAUGAUGAUGUUGGUCGUUACACCUGCAGACAGAUCAUAUCAGGACAACAACAAGGAGCAGACUUUCAGGUUUAUCUGUCUGUUACUACCAUGACUGAACAUGAGGACAAUGAUAAAGUCGUCUUGUUCUGCUCUGUGUUGGAUUAUGAUUCAUGUAGAUACACAGUGGAGUGGCUCUAUGAGGGUAAAGAGGAAAUAUCAGACAUGGAGAUAUCACCACCUUCCUGCUCUGCCAAUGUGACAUUUCCAUCAUUUCACCUUAAUCAGAGGAUUUAUGAGUUAUUGAAGUGUAAAGUGACAAAUGUUUACACUAAGAAAGUUCAGCUGUUUACCUUCAGCCCUCAGUCCUCAGGUAAGAAUCAAACCAGUUUCUAUCAUCUAUGA
Molecule: messenger RNA, 671 nt
Organism: Mugil cephalus (flathead mullet)
Lineage: Eukaryota; Metazoa; Chordata; Actinopteri; Mugiliformes; Mugilidae
Exons: 3
Coding region: 36-671 (211 amino acids)
Biological process (GO): positive regulation of ERK1 and ERK2 cascade; T cell activation; interleukin-15-mediated signaling pathway
Cellular component (GO): external side of plasma membrane; membrane raft
Molecular function (GO): MHC class II protein binding; protein tyrosine kinase binding
Source: RefSeq, a predicted model, not a curated record